Messenger RNA from Pistacia vera, 883 nucleotides. RefSeq names its product NAD(P)H-quinone oxidoreductase subunit O, chloroplastic. Gene Ontology annotation, cellular component: plasma membrane. Gene Ontology annotation, molecular function: oxidoreductase activity, acting on NAD(P)H, quinone or similar compound as acceptor. The transcript has 6 exons. Lineage: Eukaryota; Viridiplantae; Streptophyta; Magnoliopsida; Sapindales; Anacardiaceae. The record is from RefSeq and is a predicted model, not a curated record. The coding region runs from base 152 to 649 and encodes 165 amino acids.
GCUCAAAUUUACCGGGAACGAACGGAUUUUCGUCUUUGAAACCUGACCGUUGAGACUCCGAAACCAAAAACAAAACGACAAUCAUCUCUUAUCUCUAAGGAACGCAUCGUCACCUUCACUACCCACUAAUAACCCGUCAAGCUCCUCAUCCAUGGCGUUCUCUUCCACUUUCUCACCUACACAAAGCUCAUUCUCAUGCCUCUCUCAAUUCCCACAACCCUCCAGAAAAAACCCUCUUCGUUUUUCAUCCCUUAGACCCAUAAAAGCCGCUGCUGAGCCCCCAAAAGAGACUCCUCCGCCGCCCAAAACUGAUGGCAAAGACCCUACUUCCAGCACCACCGCCGUUAAGCCUGCUGCGGCGGCUCCGAAGCGCCCAAAGAAGCCUGUUUACUCAAUGAAGAAAGGCCAGAUUGUAAGAGUGGAUAAAGAGAAGUAUCUUAACAGUAUAAAUUACUUAUCAGUGGGGCAUCCUCCUUUCUACAAAGGUUUGGACUACAUUUAUGAAGAUCGCGGUGAGAUUCUGGAUUUACGCAUUUUUGAGACAGGAGAGUAUGCGCUUGUUGCAUGGGUCGGAAUUCCUACUGCACCGGCUUGGCUCCCAACAGAUAUGCUUAUUGAGUCAGAUAAGCUCGAUUACGAGAGAUUGUGAACUCAGCUCCAGAUGCAGAAUUCUAUCCUUUCACUGGUGGAUUCUAAGGUUUUCUUGAUGUGAUGUAGUAGAUCUUGGAGGUUUAUAUCAGCAACUAAGAAAUCAAUGUUUCAAUAGAGUUGAUUGUGUCAUUCAUUUUUAGGCUGCGGCCUGUGUCAUACUGGGUGGAGCAAGAAAUGCUGUAUAAUAUAUACCUUCACAAAAUCAUCUCAAUGAAGCUUCCCUUAACUUGCU